Molecule: messenger RNA, 1449 nt
Organism: Brugia malayi
Lineage: Eukaryota; Metazoa; Nematoda; Chromadorea; Rhabditida; Onchocercidae
Gene: Bma-spin-4
Product: Major Facilitator Superfamily protein
Exons: 12
Coding region: 1-1449 (482 amino acids)
Biological process (GO): transmembrane transport
Cellular component (GO): membrane
Molecular function (GO): transmembrane transporter activity
Source: RefSeq, a predicted model, not a curated record
AUGAUGAAUGAAGAAGGUAACCACUUGUUGGAAACAUCUAUCUGCUUGAGGCGAAGAAAAUUUGCAUCGAUUGGUGUACUCUUCCUUAUUAAUUUACUCAAUUAUAUGGAUAGGUUUACAAUCGCUGGUGUACUUACGCAAAUACAAAAAUAUUUUGAUAUUGAUGACUCAAGUGCUGGACUUCUACAGACCGUAUUCGUUGUGUUUUAUAUGAUAAUUGCCCCAGUUUGUGGUUAUUAUGGUGAUCGAUACAAUCGAAAAUUUAUUCUGCAGAUUGGGUUAAUUGUUUGGAUGACAGCAGUCAUAUUGUCAACACUUUGUGGUCCCGCACAUUUCUAUCUCUUUAUGUUAUGUCGAGGUCUUGUGGGUAUUGGUGAAGCAUCUUAUGUAACUAUUGCACCAACAAUAAUUGCUGAUAUGUACACAGGAAAUCGACGAAGUUGUGCUUUGAUGAUUUUCUAUUUUGCUAUACCAGUUGGGAGUGGUUUGGGAUACGCCACUGGUGCAGCUUUUUCAUUAUGGACAAAUACUUGGAUGUGGGGUGUUCGUCUGACAUCUAUCCUUGGUAUCAUAUGCUUUAUGCUGUUGGUUUUUGUUGUUGAAGAACCAGUGCGUGGCGAAGCAGAGCACUCUAAUCCUGUUCCGUCUUCAUUUCUUGAAGACAUCAAAUAUCUACUUACCGUACGGACGUAUAUUGCCACAACUCUUGGACUGACAUCAGUAGUGUUUGUGGUUGGAUGUUUAGGAUGGUGGACGCCGACGCUAAUGCAGUAUGCAUGGGCUGUGCAUCAUGGUACCAGUCAUAUUAGUAGUGAAGUGAAGGCUGAGAUCGGUUUGGUAUUUGGAAUCGUUACAUGUCUUGCUGGUUUUUUCGGUGUUUUCUUUGGUUCAGUAUUGUCUCAAAUCUGGCGAUCAGGGUUCGGCAGUAUUCCGAAGAAUGUCCAUGCUGAUUUGCAUGCCUGCGCUUUGGGUUCUCUCUCAGCAGUACCAUUUCUAUAUUUCGGUCUUAUCUUGUCGUCAAAAAACACGACUUUAUGCUUAAUUUUUACAUUUCUCGCUGUAACCGGUUGUUGUGUUAAUUGGGCUGUCAAUAUGGAUAUUUUAAUGUCUGUUAUAAGUUUACGUCGGCGGUCAAUAGCUACAGCUAUUCAGACUUUAAUUUCGCAUCUUUUUGGAGAUGCUUCUUCCCCAUACAUGAUUGGACUUAUAUCGGAUGCAAUACGUGGACAUGAACGUUCUACUCUUGCACAUUUUGUUGCUCUUCAGCGUUCAUUGUUUGUGCCAAAUUUUGUUCUUUGUUUCGGUAGUUUGAUGUUUUUGGUUUCAACUUUUUACAUCGAUCAAGAUAGACAGAAUGCUCAUGAAUUAACACACAGUGAACAGCUUACUAUUGAAAAUGUUUCGGAAACAUCACCAUUAAUAGAUAGUGUUGAACAUUCAUCAACUUGA